AUGGAAGCAUUUCUACAUUCUCUGACUUCCUAUACCCUGAGUCCCCUUGGCCAGAAGUACAGUUGGGAGCAGCUUUAGGAGCUGGAACAACACUUCGAGAUGGAACCAUACCCGGACCUCAGUGCUCGAAAGAUCAUGGCCGCCAGACUCAAACUAAAGGAGGAGAAAGUUGAGGCUUGGUUCAUCCAGCGAUCCUUGGAGCAGGAGAUGCGCCCUCCCUUGGCCAGGCUGCAGCAGUCUGCCCGGGACAAUACCUCUUCUCAUUCCCACAAAGCCCUGCCGCCAGCCGCCACCCGGAAGUCCAGGCUCAUUCCCGUCCAUCCCCCUGAGUCCUCAACCAGCUGUAAGCACAGAUGCCGAUCCUCCUUCCCCAUGGGGUCACUUCAACGUGUAACACAAAAACUGCUUCCCCCAACCUCCCCUCCCUUUCAGAUUCCUGGCUGCACCAAACUCUCCAAGUGGUGGAUGCACUCCAGAAACCUAAGAGUCAAUGUUUGA
Molecule: messenger RNA, 498 nt
Organism: Rattus rattus (black rat)
Lineage: Eukaryota; Metazoa; Chordata; Mammalia; Rodentia; Muridae
Product: paired box protein Pax-6-like
Exons: 1
Biological process (GO): regulation of DNA-templated transcription
Cellular component (GO): nucleus
Molecular function (GO): transcription cis-regulatory region binding
Source: RefSeq, a predicted model, not a curated record